AUGAUAUUAUUCGUUCAUAGUAAAUUCAUCCCACUUAAUACCUUCGUGGUUACUGUCGAGGCAGACUGGACUGUUUCUCGCGUUAGAGGGUCGAUUCUACACAAUUUAGCUGAGAUCGGCCAUCACAAGCACCCUUUUCGCCUGAAGUACAAAGAUGUUUACCUUCAAGAUAAACUGACACUUGAAGAGUGCGAAAUCUACGACAACACCGUUGUCGAACUGAUCACUUUGGCGACAGGGGAAGAGCUCAAGCGAGAUUUAUUCUACCGCUACAUCCCGCCAGGGAAGAAGCCCGAGGAGCCUCACCUCAAGGCCUUGCGGCGCGAGAUCGACAUUUUCCACAAGAGAGAAGAUCUGAUAAGAAACGUGAAGCUUUCCCUCAUGGCGAUUUAUCCGAUGGUGAUUUUGGCCUUCUUUUCAGAGAAAUUCUGGUACAUGGGCUUCGUCUCUUUCAUCUGGCCAAGCUUCUGGCUCUUUUGGAUUCCUGGGUACACGUAUCUAUCCGGUUGGGUGGGCAAAGCGAAAGUGUAUAAGAAAUACAAACAGGUCUUCCUCGCGUUGUUGAUAUCCAAUUUGGUGCUGUUCGCCGGCUACUCGAUCAUCGUCGGCUUCGCGGCGACAGAUAAAAUUUACGACGCUGUUAUAUUCGGCAUCACGGCCGCCCUUUUGCUUAUCGCAGAGAUUUUUGUCAUUAUGACCUACUCGAACGUACAAUUGGAGCCGGGAAUGCUCAUUGCAAACUCAUUGUCUCAAUUUGGCACCUCAGAAGGUCUCGCCGACGCUUUGAAGUCCACAGAUCCAGCGUUGAAGAGAGCAGCUGCGUUUGAACUGUCCACAGAAGUAGCACUUGGAGAGAACGAGAAGUUGGCUAUUGUGGAAAAGGAUCUGCUCGAUCCGCUGAAUAAUUUAAUCGCUAGUAACGACCGCUACACAAAGGAACAUGCAGCGGAAGCUGUUGCCGAGUUGCUGACUGAGGAAAGCAUCAGAGAACAUUAUAUCGCCCGAUGCGACGUCUCCAUCCUAUCAGCGGCCAUUUAUUCCCAAAUAUCUUCCGCUGCCCGGCUAGAAGCAUUGAACGGAAUUUCCUAUCUUGCCGAAUCUCACGCAUAUUCUCUUGACUGUGUUUUAUCGGACAUAAAUACGGCUAUUGAUACAAUCGAUGAUCUCUCAGAUCGAGAGAUGGCUUUGAUGAUUUCGAUCAUGAACCAACUUCUUCGUUCUGGUGUCCCCGCAGACGCAACUCAGUGCGCAAGCUCUUGCGGCAAAACCUUACGAAACACGGGACAUGAAGAUAUCGAACGGCAAACACUCGAUACACUCUCUUUUAUUGCACGCGAUGAGACGGUCAGAGUGGCGCUUCCGGUGAUCGAUGAAGUCUUUUCCAUUCAGUUCAGGACCUUUGAUCAGCCGACCAUCGAGCUUGCUAAUGAGGUUAUCAAAAGCGUCUCCCUCGGCCCCGAAAACUGCGAGCAACUCUUAGAAGAUGCCGUUUUCCCACUUAUGUUCGACUGGCUCAAGACUUCGUCAACGCAGCCUUCGGAAGUGAUUCAAGUUGUGGCCGAAAUCGUCCACAAUUUAAUGAUGAACAAAAGACUCCAGGGACGCUGCCUCGAGAUUGGCUUGGAUCAUGCGGUUGAAGUCUUGCUUGAGUCGAGUUCAAUUAGCAAAGGCUCAAAGAAACUUGUGCUUGAGGGUCUUACGCAGCUAGAGCUUGAGCGCAAGCGACUCCAACGCGAGGGAAGCAACCAGUCUGAAGUUCACAUUUCCAGAUCAUCCAGCCAGAUCCGCUCCAUUGUAACUGUGAAUCAAGUUCAUCCAGAAGAGAUUCCUACCUCUCCCUAA
Messenger RNA from Oikopleura dioica, 1842 nucleotides. Lineage: Eukaryota; Metazoa; Chordata; Appendicularia; Copelata; Oikopleuridae. The record is from the annotation of a GenBank genome assembly.